Trifolium pratense (red clover) is the source of this 918-nucleotide messenger RNA. RefSeq lists its product as uncharacterized. NCBI's taxonomy places the organism in Eukaryota, Viridiplantae, Streptophyta, Magnoliopsida, Fabales, Fabaceae. Bases 87 to 734 code for a protein of 215 amino acids. The transcript has a single exon. The record is from RefSeq and is a predicted model, not a curated record.
AACCGUCUCAACAAAUUUCUAAUUCUUCACUUUCUCACUCUAAAACCCUCACACCCUCUCUCUCUCUCUCUCUGCAACUUUCAACAAUGGCUAUGGCUUUUCCUUCUUCAAGAAACGAAACGUCGUCGUAUACACAUUCCUAUUCAUCCGCCUUCGCUUCUUCAUCAGUAACCAAUUUCACUCCAAGAGCCUCUCCUGUAAUCAUGCAAUCCUCUUCCUCCACCGCUAACGUUAAACUCCACGGUCACCGCAAUUCACCUCCGUCUCCACCGUCUUCCACCGUAAGAUUCUCCGUUGAACAACGUUCAGAAUCCAUAACUGUGACGAAGGAUUCAAGAAACAACAACGCUGUUUCAUCGUCGUCAACAACCGAGAAACCGGCGAGGAAGUGCAUGUGUUCUCCGACGACACACGCCGGAUCUUUCCGUUGUGCUUAUCAUAAACGGAUGGCGGAGCAAGAACAACAACGGCAACAGAAACAGAAACAGGAACAGAAAGAAGCGCAAGUAGAGAAGCAGCAACAACAACAACGGUUGCAAAUUGCGUUGUCAAGGAAUAGAACGGUGAAUCUUCGUAGAUCGGCGAUGAAGAAUUCGCUGAUGAGAAUCGGAGUUGAAGGUGAAAUAAUGAAAAGAACUUUAACGAAUCUGAUUAGACCUUUAUCGCAUUUGCUUCGCCGGCGGGAAGCUUUUGAGCCGAAGCCGAGCCGGCUCUCUACUAUGUCCAAAGCUUAGUGAAUCUUUUUCUUUUCUUUUUGGUUUUUCUUUCCCUCGUUCUUUAUGUGUUGUUGUGUGAAUGAACGUGAGGAACACGCGCUAGCUUCUUUUUUGUUUUGCUUUUGUUUUGAUACUAGCGGAAUAUACAAUAUGGAAAAUUAGUGGUUGUAAAUUUUUGUGAUUAGUUUUAUUUUUAAUUGUA